Messenger RNA from Notothenia coriiceps (black rockcod), 1256 nucleotides. RefSeq lists its product as uncharacterized. The record is from RefSeq and is a predicted model, not a curated record. The transcript has 5 exons. The coding region runs from base 1 to 765 and encodes 254 amino acids. Gene Ontology annotation, molecular function: translation initiation factor activity; RNA 7-methylguanosine cap binding. Lineage: Eukaryota; Metazoa; Chordata; Actinopteri; Perciformes; Nototheniidae. Gene Ontology annotation, biological process: translational initiation. Gene Ontology annotation, cellular component: eukaryotic translation initiation factor 4F complex.
AUGCCGAAGUCGGUGACUCUCAAGGCAGCCCUAAAGGAGGGUUUACGUAGUCGGGGCUUAGACGGGUGCCGGGCGCUCCAAAAAGACGCUCCUGCGUCGCCUCCGGAAGAGCGUAGGUCAGGCUACGACGUCGUGCCAGCGGCCACCGAGAGUUCAAGGACGCCUCGAUGCGAGCGACGCCGGGGGGUGCCAAAAGUUAUACAUAGCCGAACUGGCCCGACUUCCCGACGGAGUGAACCUGCACUGGCGCUGCGCGACAGCCCACGGACCGUAGCCCCGGCGGCUCUGCCGGGCUAUGGGGCGCGGAAAGCUAUUUAUGUAUUUGAUACCAACAGGGAGGAAGAAAGCAACGCAAAAGGAGGAGUAUGGAAGAUGAAAGUACCAAAAGAAAGCACAUCUGCAGUUUGGAAAGAGUUGUUACUUGCUACUAUCGGGGAGCAGUUUGCAGAUUACUGUGCCUCAGACGAUGAGGUUGUCGGUGUCAGUGUUAGCGUUCGGGACCGGGAAGAUAUUGUACAGAUCUGGAAUAGCGAUGCAUCUCUUGCUGACGAAGCAAAUAUCUUGGGGAAAGUCUAUGAGCUCCUCCCGUACAUUCCUUUUAAAGCUGUUUUUUAUAAGCGUAAGUAUUCCCCUUUUUUCCCCCUUGCACGUAACGCAGCAUUUAGAUUUAGCAACGGAGCUUACACUUUAAAAUUGCUCUUGUCAGAAACUAACAUCAGUCAAGUCAGACAGCUUUUCUUUUUUUUUAACGGUGCUCUGGAAUGAAUUAUGCACGUUUGCAGGAGAUUCUUAUUAAAGCAUGCCAGAGGAUGAUUUAAGGAGCGGACAUAGCUGUAGGCUAAACAGGAAUGUAUUGAUGUUGCAGAGAAAUGCCCCCUAAUGUAUGCUUCCAUACCUGCUCCACAUAGCAUAUGCACAUAGUCCUGUCACUACAUGUCAAAUACCUAAUCCCAAAUGUAUAAUGAGCUGUACAGUUAUUAGAAUCAACUGCAACUGGUACACAAGCAGAGCAUGUUAUUUAAGACCAUAAUACUAGUCUUUUAAACUAUGAAUGUGCUGAUAGGCAAGUGAAAAAGAAUAUCUGGUUACCCUAGCCUCUCCUGUCUUUAAAGAAGCCCUACUAUGCUUUUUGGGGUGUUUAUAUAGUGCAUGUAAAUGGUCUGCAAAGGCUACAAUCCCAAAGUUCCCUCUUUUUAAUGAGAAAAAACAACUCAAGAUUAUCUUAAAGCUCCUUUACUGUUUUUAUUUUCAACAGU